Hevea brasiliensis (rubber tree) is the source of this 1098-nucleotide messenger RNA. RefSeq lists its product as uncharacterized. Gene Ontology annotation, molecular function: metal ion binding. The transcript is spliced from 3 exons. Gene Ontology annotation, cellular component: cytosol; nucleus. The coding region runs from base 331 to 894 and encodes 187 amino acids. Gene Ontology annotation, biological process: tRNA wobble uridine modification; protein histidyl modification to diphthamide. The record is from RefSeq and is a predicted model, not a curated record. Lineage: Eukaryota; Viridiplantae; Streptophyta; Magnoliopsida; Malpighiales; Euphorbiaceae.
AACAUUUUCUAUCUCACAAUUGCAGAAACAUCAAAGAAAACAAAAUCUGACAUCAAUCGCAUGCAAUUCAAAAACUACCCUUUCAUUGUUUUCCGUCGCUUCCUUGAAGCCUCUGAGAGUGAAUAACGGCAACGUCCAUCUUCUGCACUGUGCCAGAGAGCGAUGCAAAGCUAUAACAUGGGAGUUUUUUUGUAAUGAUCGCUUAUUGGUUUGUAAGCUCGUUCAAUCUUGCUCGGCGCUGCUUUCAGGUUCCUUGAUUUAGCAUUUCAGCUUAAUAUUUGGAUGCAUACGUGAAGUCAAUCUAAUAAAAAGUGGCAUCCAAAUCCAAUUAUGCUUCGUCACAAGAACUCUGUAGAAGAAUCUCACUAUGACAUUUUAUCUGUGAAAGAAGAUGCUACCUAUGAAGAAAUCCGUACCAGCUACAGAGUAGCCAUCCUCAAUUAUCAUCCUGAUAAGCUGCAAAACACACGUCAGAUGUCUCAUGUUCUAAAUGAGGUGCAAGAUAGAUUUUUGAAAAUACAGAAGGCUUGGGAAAUCCUUGGCAAUUCAAAAUUACGUGCUGUUUAUGAUAGUGAGCUGCGAGCUUCAAGAAAAGAUAGAGGAGAUGGAGUUGCAGCGGAAGAUGUCAGUUUGGAGGACAUGGAGAUUGAAGAUGGUGGAGAAGUGUUGGAGCUCUUUUACCAGUGCCGAUGUGGCGAUUAUUUCUCUGUUGAUUCUUUGGAGUUGGGGAAAAUGGGAUAUACGUUGUUGAGGGAUGAAAAUAAGGUAUCUUUUGAAACAGCAGCAGCAGAUACUUUAGCAUCAGUUAUUCUUCCUUGUGGUUCAUGUUCUUUGCAAGUCCGUCUAUUGAUUAAUGCAUGCAUGAAGGUUCCAAUCAAUGAGAAUAAUCUGUAAUUUUUGAGAUAAUCUUGGCUUGAUUUUUUUUUGUUGCGUGUUUUGAUUGCUUAGGGGACGCUUGAAAGCACUCCUACCUCUUGGGCCUGAAUUCCAACUGCCAAGAUAUGCCAAUUUGAAUUUGAUCUUCGCCAACUUGUCAAACAUAUUUGUAUUGUAAGAAUAUGUGAUUGUGGGAGAGAAACAUACAUUUAAUUUGCUAGA